CGUGACAGUUGGAAAGCCAAGACUCGGGAUCUGUCCGAUGGUUGGCUUACGACUCUUUCUCUCUCUCUCUCUUUCUCCAGUCUCCAGCCACAGUAUCCACGGCGCCAUGCGUUUCACUUGCGAAGAUUCUGACACGGGCCGCCCGUUUCAUUUUGCGCCAUCGUGUCUAUGGUCUGUCUGAUCUAUCAUUCUUUAGCAGUGCUAUACUGGCAUGUAGUAAGGGCCAGGUUCAAAUAAAAGAAGAGGGAGAUUAUCGGAAUGCUACUCCCUAGAAACGGAGGGGAUGCGGUUGUGCUACACAGUAAACGGUCCGACUAGAAAGAAGGCUGUGUAAGUCACUUUGCAAACUCCUCCUCCGCACACCAUAGCAAACACAAGCCAGAUCUCACCAUCAAUAAAUUCAUCAUCUAUGAUCCGUACAUACGCACCACAUGACUGGCUCAUUUCGCAUCGUCCCUUGGAUCUCGGAUCAUAGGUUCAUCCCAUCGAAGCCUAUGGGACCCACAGGCAAUCAAACCAGUCUUUCAGCCUCGUGCUGGGGCCACCAUCUCCCGUACCAGAUCACACACUUUCCCUUGGAACCACUAGCCAGGCAACCCUUUUUUUCCUUUCGCGUUGAAAAUUUGUCAACGCUAACCCGGCUGUGUCUAGUGUUGGAAUUCGGCGGUGUGUUUGAAUGCAAGCACUGCUUGCUUUGCUUUUGAUCGCCAGUGCGGAAGAAUAUUUAUGUGUGCGUGUCUGUUGUUGUCACUUGCGCGAGGCGAUGCUUUUCUCCCUCUGCUCUGCUCAUCAUCACUACGCGUAUCGAAAUAGAUGUGUCUAUGUGUGUGUGUGUUCUGCAGAUGAUGAUGAUGAUGGUAUCUAUAAUUGGCAUCACCACAUCAUACAACGGAGGAAGCUUGAAGAAAGGGAGACGAAUAUUUCCCGCGUAGCAGCAGACUUUGCCGCGAAGUGAAGUGUGUAGUAAUUAGUGGCACCAGCGGCAAAUCGAAAUUCCGUUGCCUGGACAGACAAACAAGCAAGCAUGCCCAUUUAAUCCAUCACCGAUCAAUCAACUUCUGCAAGAUUAUGGUUCAUUACUUUCGUUAAUUCUAACGCUCCGAGGACAGGACGUGGAUAAAUAACCAUGUGGCUGGACACGGGCUGGCCAUUGGCACCUAUCAUGCGGCAAGCAACUGUCGAAUCUGAGCAGAAUGGCAUAUUCCUGAGGCAACAUCCUUGAGGUUAGUUUGUCAUGGCUUUUGCUUUUGGGGGGAUACGAGACGGGUCUAUUCCAGGUCUAGCCUCACUUCCUAGACUAGUAUCUGAGACAGGGCCUUAUGAAGAUGUGUAUACUGGGACAAUUGACUGUUGUACAAGCCGUGAAAAGGUACGUUGAUAGAUAGACUUACGCCAAACUGAAGGCGUGUAGGGCGUGUAUCGCGGAGGGACCAUUUUCUGUCAUACAAGAGAAAAAUUGUCCUGAGAGCAAAGCCGAUGUAUGGAGUAUAUAAUCCCAGUUAAUUCUCCCAAAACACAAAAUGCAAGGCUUGCAUGAAGAAGUGACAAAGCAAAGUACAUUACACAACCUCAAACCCGGCAGCGAU
Molecule: messenger RNA, 1586 nt
Organism: Aspergillus welwitschiae
Lineage: Eukaryota; Fungi; Ascomycota; Eurotiomycetes; Eurotiales; Aspergillaceae
Exons: 1
Coding region: 677-955 (92 amino acids)
Source: RefSeq, a predicted model, not a curated record